AUGGCUGCCAGUCCGGAGAUUCAAAUUCAAGCGUUGCAAUCUUUGCUUGAAGUGAAGGAGAAUGUGGACAAGGAGGUUCACAUGAAAUGUGUGAUCACUGCUCUGAGUACAGCGUACUUGGAUGCUGACGCAGCCUUGAAGAUCUCCGCUGUCAUCGAGCAGCAAAGUUCUUUCUCAGCUGAGGACAAAGCUCGUUUGCAAAAAGCUGUUGGUGACCAAGUGCGAGAGGUUGGAAGUGCGAAGAAAGGUGGAAGAAAACCUUACCAGGACUACACCAAGGUUGAGAAUUUUUUGACCGACGACGUUUGGGAUGGCCUCAUGUCGUAUCCCUAUGGCCGUAGUUGUUCUCUUCUACUGGAGCAUGCCUGGAACCUGGGACUACGCAAUCCAUCGGAGCCGACUUAUGCUUCCUUGACUGCUCUUCUGUGUCUGUUUGGUUCACCGAAGACCAAUUUUGCUUUGAGUCAAACCUACGAGACCACCAAGACCUCGUGGAGCGCAUUUGCCACGAAGCAAAGGAAAAAGAAGGAUCUCCUUUCCUUGCACUUGGAGAAGUUGCCUUUGCCUGAAGAUUUGCCGGAAGUUUUGAAGGUGAAAGCCUUUGGAACAAAACCUCGUGUGGAGAGCCGCGUGAAGGACAGUUCUCUUGCGGAGUUGGAGCAGAGAAUUGUGAUGAGGAAGAGCCAUUUGCUUUCUCCCAAGAACCCGAUGGCGCAGGUUGCGCUCUGUGAACAGAGCUUUGGGCAGCCGCAGUUUGCUGACUCCAGCGCUCAUUCGUGGUCGCCUGCGCUGGUGAACCGCUUGGUGGAUUCGUUGACGAGGUUGGCGGAAAAGCAGCAUGCUGUUGCUUCUGAGUUGCCAAUCCAGUAUUUGCCGAGAGGCCAGAGCAAUGCCAAGACGGAUUUGAGCCAGCCUGCUUCGUCUGCCCUCGCGUUGCCAGCUCCAGAAGUGUCAGUGCCUGAGAGCAAUCGUCCUGUCGUUGACCCCGGUUUGGCAAAGUUGGUUUCCCCUUCAGAGGAGGGUCAGAAGAUGAAGCACGAAGUCACCAGUCAGUUACCUUCAGUGGUUGCAAGGAGCCCUUCUCAAACCGAAGGCGCAGAAGAGCCGAGCACGGUGGAGCCGAAUGCCGUGCAAAAGGCUACGGCGCUGGUGGCAGCCUUGGACAAACGGUCGCCUUCGACAGCUUCCAUGGCCCAGCCCAAGGUUAUGAAACGGCUUGCUGCGGCGAAGACAGCGCCUCAGCGCCACGCCUUGAAAAAGCCUGCGUCUAGCCAAUCUUCCACUGCUGUGAAGACUGGAAAGGUGCCGCCAGUGAAGAGUGCUUCCAAGACUUCAAAGUCCAAGGGAACCAAGAAGAGAGAGCUGAAAAUGACUCCGAACUGCGUGCAUUCACGCACAUGGCACGCUGUGAGGAACCAAGUUUUUGCCAAGACGGGCAAUGACGAGUUAGCUUGUCAAAAGGCAAAGAAAGCUGCGAAGAAAGCUUUGGACGCUUUUUUGAAAACUGCGAAGUAG
Molecule: messenger RNA, 1515 nt
Organism: Cladocopium goreaui
Lineage: Eukaryota; Dinophyceae; Suessiales; Symbiodiniaceae
Source: the annotation of a GenBank genome assembly